AAUAAUGGUAAAAAUAGUAACGGAUGGUGAUUACGUUCCCUGGUACAGUCGGAGAGCUCCACCAGUUUUCUGUUUUCCAUGCCUUCCAGCUUACAUGGGUAUUUGGCCAGCAAGAAAAUGUGUUCUGAUAAUCGGAGCACUUCUUUUCUUCUUCGGAGUCAUUAUUCUUCUGGCAAUGCUUCUCACCUGUAUUGCAAUUGAAUGUGCUGGAGUUGCCUCCGCUUUGAUCCCACUGGCUCUGAUCCUCAUCAUUGUCGGAAUUCUUCUUUUCCAUUGCGGAUAUGCAGCUCAUCUCUUGGAUAAUCAUGGUGAAAUCCCAAUCAAAAAGACAACUACAACUACAACCACAACAGUAAUGGAUCCAGAAUCUCACGAAGACGAGAUCAGACUAUUUGAGACUGUGCAUAGAGAGCAAGUUCCAAAUGUAAGACAAGGAUUCUGGCAAUUCGACGAGAAUCUCUCAUGGCAAGCAGCUUCAAAUCCAUAUCCAAUUCAACACACUCUCAAAAACUGCCUUGAACGUCAACCAUACUGAUCAUCCUUCUUGCCAUGCUUUUCAUUUGAUUGUUAUCACUUUUAUACAAUUUUUUUCUUGAAUAUUUCUAACAAGCAUUUUCUAGUCAACAUUUUCCAAAUUUUCCUUAUCGAUGAAUUUUUGUACAGUUU
Caenorhabditis elegans is the source of this 666-nucleotide messenger RNA. RefSeq lists its product as uncharacterized. Lineage: Eukaryota; Metazoa; Nematoda; Chromadorea; Rhabditida; Rhabditidae. The record is from RefSeq and is marked reviewed.